GUGCAGGCUGCAGACUCAGUGCUGGUGGUUGGAGGAGGAUCAACUGGAGUGGAGAUGGCCGCUGAGAUAAAGACGCAGUAUCCACACAAGAAGGUGGUUCUGAUCCACUCCCGGGUCCAUCUGGCCGACCCGGGCCUGCUGCCCUCCGUCAGAGAGCAGAGCAAAGAGGUGCUGCUGGAGAAGGGGGUGGAGCUAAUACUGGGUGAGAAGGUGUCCAACCUGUCGGAGCUGCAGCUGAACGUCGUCAGCAGGAACUCGGAGGUGAAGACAGAUAAAGGUCAGACUCUGACCUCAGAUCUGAUCAUCAGCUGCACCGGACUCAAGGUCAACUCUGACGCCUACGCCUCCAGCUUCUCCGACUCCCUGGUGGAGGGCGGGGCUCUGAAGGUGAACCCUCACCUGCAGGUUGAGGGCUUCUCCAACGUGUUCGCUGUGGGCGACUGCACCGACAUCAAAGAGCCGAAGACGGCGUACAACGCCGAGCUGCACGCCCACGUCGCCGUUAGCAACAUCAAGAACAUCCUGAGCGGGAAGGAGCUGACCUCGUAUCAGACAGGCAGCGUCACCAUGCUGCUGGCGAUGGGCCCUGACGACGGCGUGGGGCAGUUUAAUGGAUGGCAGCUUCCUCGAUUCCUGGUCACUCUGGGGAAGAGUCGAAAUCUGCUGGUGUGGAAGAGCUGGAGGGAUAUGAAGCAGAGCCAACACUGACACACACACACACACUGACACACACACACACUGACACACUGACACACACACACACACUGACACACUGACACACACACACACUGACACACACACACACUGACACACUGACACACACA
This is a messenger RNA of Trematomus bernacchii (emerald rockcod), 824 nucleotides long. It is a transcript of the gene aifm2, whose product is annotated as apoptosis inducing factor mitochondria associated 2. Gene Ontology annotation, biological process: positive regulation of apoptotic process; apoptotic mitochondrial changes. Gene Ontology annotation, cellular component: cytoplasm; mitochondrion. Lineage: Eukaryota; Metazoa; Chordata; Actinopteri; Perciformes; Nototheniidae. Gene Ontology annotation, molecular function: electron-transferring-flavoprotein dehydrogenase activity; flavin adenine dinucleotide binding. The record is from RefSeq and is a predicted model, not a curated record.